Molecule: messenger RNA, 1283 nt
Organism: Cylas formicarius (sweet potato weevil)
Lineage: Eukaryota; Metazoa; Arthropoda; Insecta; Coleoptera; Brentidae
Product: troponin T-like
Exons: 9
Coding region: 139-1221 (360 amino acids)
Biological process (GO): regulation of muscle contraction; sarcomere organization; muscle contraction
Cellular component (GO): troponin complex
Molecular function (GO): tropomyosin binding
Source: RefSeq, a predicted model, not a curated record
UGUCGUUGUCUCUGGUCCAAAAUUCUUAGGCUCUUCGACAAUAAAUUCUUUAAUUGCAAUAUUGCUGUUCAGUAUGUGCUCAUCAACCAGCGAGUCGUUUGCUACAAAUCCGGUGCAACUGAACCAGCAAAUAGCAAAAUGGAGGAGGAUGAGCCUCAGGAUUCUGGCGAUCCAGAGUUCAUCAAGCGACAGGAACAGAAAAGAUCCGAAUUGGAUGAACAGCUUCGCGAAUAUAUCGCCGAAUGGAGAUUGAUAAGGGUUCAGGAGGCCCAAGAGCUAAAAAAAUUGAAAGAGAAACAAGCGAAAAGAAAAGUGGCACGCGCAAAUGAAGAGAAAGCAACGGCUGAAAAGAAGAAACAAGAGGAGGAGAAAAGGAUAAAAGAGAUAGAGGAGAUGAAGAUCAAAGAGGCGGAAGCGAAGAAGCAAAGAUUAAUCGACGCGGAGAAAAAGCGACAGGCUAUGAUGCAGGCUCUCAAAGAACAGCACAAGAGUAAAGCUCCGAACUUUAUCAUCAAAAGAAAAGCUUUGGCGGCGGCCUUAUCCGAUGCGGAAUUGGAACGUACCAAAACCAAGGAGCAGCUGGAAGAGGAGAAAAAAAUCGCGCUCACCGUCAGAAUGAAGCCUCUUAAGCUCGACGGCUUGUCGGUCGAUAAGCUGAAGGAAAAAGCUAAUGAACUGUGGGAGUGGAUUGUAAGAUUGGAGACCGAGAAAUACGAUUUGGAAGAGCGAGAAAAGAGGCAAGAGUACGACUUGAAGGAGCUGAAGGAACGACAGAGGCAACAGCUUCGACACCGCGCUUUGAAGAAAGGUCUGGAUCCCGAGGCUUUAACAGGACCUCACCCGCCUAAAAUUCAGCUGGCAUCGAAAUAUGAGCGGCGCGUAGAUACAAGGUCGUUCGACGAGAAGCAGCAACUCUUCCAGGGUGGCCUCGAUAUGGUGGAAAUGGAAACGACGGAGAAGGUGUGGCGUGAAAGAAUGAAAGAAUUCAUGGGGCGACCUAGAAGGAAAUUGCCUAGAUGGUGCGGAGAGCGUCCUGGUAAGAAAGCGGGAGAUCCGGAUACACCGGAAGGGGAAGAGGAGGGAAUCAGACUUGGCGAUGACGACGUUGAUGAGAUAGUGAAAGAACCGGCCCCGCUGGCCGAGCCCGAGGAUGAAGACUUGGAGGAGGAGGAAGUGGAGGUGGACGAGGAGGAAGAGGAUGAUGACGACGAUGAUGAUUGAAUAUAUUUAUACUCAUGUGUUAUUUACUACCGGCUCCGAACUUAAUAAAGGAACUUUACUUG